AUGGCUUCAUUCGCAAGGCGCUACUUUUCUACGACUUCGCGCUGUCGAAAUGUAGCAUCCGCCUCAGAAGCCUGCUCCGAAAUAUUCGCCCGAUUCGGCGAUAAACCAGUUUCAGUUCGCAAACAAUUGCUGGAUGCGAACCAAUUGCACCUCCUAAACAUCACGCUCGGCCGUUCGCCUACCUCAACGCAAGCUCCACCGAACGGAACUCCAAUCCCACCCGGCUACCAUCUCGUCUACUUCACCCCAUCGAUCUUGGAAACAGAGCUUGGUCUCGACGGCACCGAUAGGACAGUGAAUCCCCUUAAUCCAUUCACCCGCCGAAUGUGGGCAGGCGGAGAGCUGCAAUGGACGCAAAACGAAUCGUCGCUCCUCCGCGUUGGACAGGAAGUUCAGGAGACUACCAAGAUGCUUUCAGCGGAGCCUAAGAAGCUCAAGUCCGGUGGUGAGAUGCUAGUUGUUGGCGUCGAGAAAACAUUUGAAAAUGGCAAAGGCGUCGUGCUCGUAGACAAGAGGAAUUGGGUAUUCCAAAAGGGAUUCACGGCUCCGAAAGCGCCACCGCCGCUUCCAGAGACGAAGCCGUUUCCUGGGGGCGAAAUCACGCGAGAUGUUGAGCAGACUAGCACAUCGUUGUUUCGCUUCUCUGCACUGACGUUUAAUGCGCACAAGAUACACUACUUGCCGGAAUGGUGUAGGAAUGUAGAAGGGCACCGCGACGCUGUGGUCCACGGUCCAUUAAACAUGAUCAACAUGCUCGAUCUUUGGCGUGACUCUGCAACGAAUGGGGAAGAUGGUGCAGUACCCGCAUCGAUGUCAUACCGAGCCAUGAGCCCACUGUACGUCGGCGAGCAAUACCGGAUACUACUGAAGAAGGAUGGAGAUGAGUGGAACACGGAGAUCUGGGAUACUUUCGGAAAACAGAGCAUGAAGGGGCACAUUGUUUCGUAA
This is a messenger RNA of Didymosphaeria variabile, 948 nucleotides long. RefSeq lists its product as uncharacterized. Bases 1 to 948 code for a protein of 315 amino acids. Gene Ontology annotation, molecular function: (3R)-hydroxyacyl-[acyl-carrier-protein] dehydratase activity. The record is from RefSeq and is a predicted model, not a curated record. NCBI's taxonomy places the organism in Eukaryota, Fungi, Ascomycota, Dothideomycetes, Pleosporales, Didymosphaeriaceae. The transcript has a single exon. Gene Ontology annotation, cellular component: mitochondrion.